AUGGUUGAUAAGUAUAGUGGGCAUCCGAAGGGUUUCGCGUACAUUGAAUUCGGAGAUGAAGCUGCAGUCCAGAAUGCUCUCUUAUUGAAUGAUACUAUGUUCCGAGGCCGACAGUUGAAGGUGUUGCAGAAACGCACCAAUUUGCCCGGCUACAACGCCAAGGGCGGUAAAGGAUGGGGAAAGGGUAAGGGUUAUUAUGGGAGGGGAUGGUACGGUAGCUCGAAGGGUAAAGGGAGCAGCAAGGGCAAGGGAAAGGGCGGCAGCAAGGGGUGGUCCCCGUAUUAG
This is a messenger RNA of Perkinsus marinus ATCC 50983, 285 nucleotides long. RefSeq names its product Embryonic polyadenylate-binding protein 2-B, putative. Gene Ontology annotation, molecular function: RNA binding. Lineage: Eukaryota; Perkinsozoa; Perkinsida; Perkinsidae. Bases 1 to 285 code for a protein of 94 amino acids. The record is from RefSeq and is a predicted model, not a curated record. The transcript has 3 exons.